CCUGCUGGAGUAAGGCACCUGUGAUGGGAAAAAAAAUGUUCUCCUAGUCCCAGGGGAAGUUUGAUUCUACUUACUGGUGUGCUUUUUAAAGAACAACUGUCAAUACGAAGGACAAUGCACAGUGUGUGUCCUGAUGACAGUUUGUGUGCUGCAACAUGGCUCUUGUCAUGGCAUCCGAGACCGAAAAGGCCCACGCUCUUCUCCAGACUUUCAGCACAGCGUCAGUUCUUUCCAGUCUAGGUUUGGGGAUAUUCUGCUUUGUAGCAGACAGACUCCUGCAGUUUUCCUUCAUUCAGCAGAAUGACUGGCUAAGAGCCUUAUCUGAUAAUGCAGUGCAUGGCAUACUGGGGAUGUGGUCCUGGGCAAUAGUGAUUGGACUCAGGAAGAAAAGUGACUUCACUGAGGUCACCCUAGCUGGCUUUCUUGCCUCUGUCAUUGACGUGGACCACUUCUUUCUUGCUGGAUCUCUGUCCUUAAAGGCUGCUCUGACUCUUCCACGGAGACCACUUCUUCAUUGUUCUACUGUGAUUCCUGUGGUGGCUCUGACAUUAAAGUUUAUCAUGCAGCUUUUCAGGCUUAAGGACUCAUGGUGCUUUCUUCCCUGGAUGUUGUUCAUAUCCUGGACUUCUCAUCAUGUCCGUGAUGGGAUUCGUCAUGGCCUCUGGAUCUGCCCGUUUGGAAAAACUCCUCCAUUGCCAUAUUGGCUGUAUGUGGCAAUUACAGCAUCUUUACCUCAUCUGUGUUCAUUUAUUAUGUAUUUAACGGGCACUAGAGAAUUAAUGUCCAUAAAACAUGGAAUCCGCAUUGAUGUAUAGGAAUAAUGGCGUUUCAAGGUGGUUUGUGCAAGCACUUGAAAUAACCUGCCUGUCUGUCACUGAAGGGUUUCCUUGUGUUUCCUACACCUUCUGAAUUAGGCAUUUUAAAGUUGUGGAGCCAAUUACAGCUCUUGUGUCAAUUCCUUGUGGUCACAGAACCUAUUUAAUGAAUAAUAAUAAUUUUAUAUCUCUACAUUUCCCUUGUACAGUGUGUGGUCUUCCAUGAUAGUUCAUGCAUAGCGAGCUGAUUAUAAAGUACUUAGUUUCUCUCUGUAGUAAUUACAUUGCAUUUUACUAUUACGGUGCCAUUCAUUUGAUCACCAUUCACUUUGGAUUUGUAUUCUGCCUCUGGAGAAUACGUUUCAUCCAGAUAGUAUUUGUAUGGCACUUUAAAAAUUUGAAGUUCUAUAUAAAUGCUAGGUAUUAUUGAGGAUUUAAUAGUGUCUGGGAAUUCUAAAAAAAUCUCUGUUAGCCUUUCUAAUUUAUUAAUAUGUUAGGAGUCCUGCUGGAUUUUUGCAUUCAACAAUUUUAAAAGAAACACCGCCUCUAUUUCACACUGUCUAUCCACACCUCUUUGAACCUGUAAUCACAAAGUGUUUUACUAAAUUCUGUAUCCCCCUGUCAUUGCUUAAUACUAAAUUUGCAGAUAAUUACUAGCCUCAAAAUUAGAAAUGGGUAUACAGAUUGGUUAUAGUAUUAUGGUGUGUUGUCCAAUUUGUUUAAUUUUUAAAAAUACACUAAAUAUGAAUACUGUUUAAUUUGAAACCAAGGAAUUUUAGUUAAUACUUAAGAAUUGUGUGAAGAUUCAGGGAGACUCAAGAAAAUAAAAUUUGCUUAUAACACAGGCUUGCUUAAAGAUAUUACUACUCAGUAAAGCAUUUUCCAUUAAGUGCAAUAUCAUCCUCAUAAGUGUAAAAUAAAAUGCAUUAUAAUUAUUAUUAUUAUUAUACUAAAGAAAUAUAAAUUUCCUCAUAAAGAAGAUCCAUAAGGAAAAGUGUUAUUAUGCUGCAGUUUAUGAGGUAGUAAUUUGCACUAUGGACUAUUCAGUUUUUGUUUAUAGACAUUUCUCAGAAAGAGUCCCAAAUUAAAAGUUGUCUGGUCUUGUCUGACUAGACAAGACUGUCUAGACUUGUUCGGUUUAUAAUAUACAAGCUGAGAAUGUCUAUUAAUAAUUUUUAAAUUUUGUAUUCACUGCCCAUAAAAGAGAUGGGGCCUUAACUACUCCAGCUUGUGAUGAAUAGCUGUCAAAAGGGGAUCAUUUUUAUGGAACUGCAUGUAUAAGGUAGCAUGUGUUUAACUUAGGUUACCAAGGGGUGUAAGGGUUUAACAUGAUGUGUACAUUUACAUUAUUAAAUGUAUAUUAGAAUAAAGUUUAAAAAAAUUAUUAAAUGGGAUGCUUGUUGUAAUAAGUACCAGAAACUUCCUGUGGCUGCAGAAUCCUUAAGGCUCUUUGAAGCAUUCUAUGCUAAUCAUGGAAAGUGUUGCACCUCUUUAAAAUGUGUCUUUGCAUCAAAAGAAUAGUCACUGUCCUGUCUGUUCUUCACAUUAGAAAUGUAUGCCAAUCAAACUUGCCUGAUAGUACAGUGGGCCUGUCUAGCCUUUAUUAUAAAAUGAAUAAAAGGUUUCUUUGUUGGAAAGAAGAUUGGAAGAGUAAAAACCUCCUUAGAGGUUUAUCCUCAUGCUGUGAAUUUCUGUCCUUUAGAGUUUUCCAGAAACAGCAUAAGAAAUAUCUUGCUUUAGAGCUUCAGAUCAAAACUGGUUUUCAUCCAAAGGCAAGAUGGUUUACUAGAGGAGCAUUGCUCAUUCAUUUACUUCUAUCUUGUAUUUUAAAGUACAGGCUAUGAAAUGCCAGUAAUGAAUAAAUUUGUGCAAGGGGUGAAGACUGAAACCUGUGUAGAAAAUUUUCUCUAUUCUUGUUUCAUGAUAUAAAGUUUGUAUAAAUUUGUGCUUUAUCCAGAUUUUUUUCAAAGGGAAAUGUAUAAUAGGAACAAGGUGUAGAAUUACACUUUCUCACUUUCAGACUGUAUCUGUAGUGUUUCUGGUAAUUAUGUCUACCCACAGUCCUUAAAAUCAGUACUGUACUGUUCUAGCUAUGUUUAAGGACCAUUUAAUGGGUACAUAUUCAGUAGUUUAAAACUAUGUAUUUUAAUUCUCUUUAAAACUAUGAAUUUUAAUUCUCUUUAUGUCUAGAUACUUCUGUGUGAGCAUUCACAGUAACUUUGAGCUGUAUUUCGAAACACCAUUUUUUCCGGCCGUGUUCUUAUGCCAGUUCUACCACAGCAAUAGGUGAACCCUUCAUGAACUCAGACACUAUAUUCGUGAACUCAGACACAUAUUAAGGAAAGCAGCAAGUACAAAGUACUUUGGUACCAUGUAAAGUACCAGUACAAAGUACCAUGACUUUUCUCCCUCCAGACAGACAUGGCAGUCUCUCACCUCAGCCUGACAUUUAGGCAGCUUUCACUGAGGCCAUCAGCAGCUGUUCAAGGUAACCUGACACGUGGCAUGUGCUGCUGUAAUUUGUGGGUAGCCAGGGUAGGUACAAAGGGGAAGUUAGGUGUUUGUUUCAGCCUGUGUGUCUGUGUGUCGUGGGCAGAGUGGGAGCUACAGAGAUUAUAGAGAAGCCCCCCUCCUGAGUCAUGAGGCACAGACAGGACCCUCUUGCUUUCUAAACUCCUCAUAGAGGCCUCUGGGUGCAGCUGGAUCCAGCCUCAGUCCCAGAUCCUGUCAAUGGCUUAUGUUAAUGCAUUAAAUAGGCAUUAUUGAAUCUUUUCACAGCUUUGUCCCACAGGAUUAAGGAUAAAUUAGGGUUAUUAUUAGGGUUAUAACUUACUAUGAUAAUGAUGAGACUAAAAGAUCUUAAUCAGAAUUAUUUGCUGCACAGUAUAAGUAGCUAUAACUACUAGUCUAGUUCAGUCCUCUAUUUUUGAAGCAAUAUUGAAGCAAAGGUACAAAAGAAAUUAUGAAGUAGAGAUUGAUUUUACUCACCAAUACCGAUGACUGUGGGGAAAUCGCUUUCUCUCAGCUUUGAGGGGUAACCUUCAGGCAAAUCUCAACUCAAGGAAGGAAUCUUCUGAAACGGGAUUGUUGGAGGACCUCCCCACUCAUUAAAAAGUGGGAGUGGGCUCUAUGUUUCCAGACCAGCUGUGUCACCUUGGCAUCUUUAGAUAAGUUAGCAGUACCACUUGUUUGUUGCUUUAUCUGGUACCUUACCAGAUCUGCCACAGCUUCACCUUUCUGUCAGGAGUGUUUUACUCUGGGAUUGAUGAGUCAGGCAGGUUUCAGCAUUAUGCAGCACCAAAAGCACCAGGACAACCCCUUCCUCCUCUGAUAGCUUUGCAAACAGGGUGUUAUUCCAGCUGUUUUACAGCCAUCCAGGCAGAGCAUCCUGCUACACCUCUUCACCCAACACCUGCCUGCUACAGAUGAAUUGCCCAACAACUCCUUACCAGUAUUCCGUGUGCAUUUCAAAUUCACUGAUGUUUCCAACUGUGCAUCGAUACCAUGUCUAGCAAAACCAUAACAAAAAUAAACCAAGAUACUAAAAAUAUACUGACUUUGUACUUUAUUGCAUGCAUUACUAUAAUGAGUAACUGUAAAAUACAAAAAGCAUGUGAUUGAACAAAAUGGGGCUUGCAAAGUCAAGUUAAUGAUGUUGUGCACAAUGUAUGAUACAUAUCACUAAAAUACUAGGUUUUUCAGUGAUUCUUUUAACAUGCCAAACUAAAAAUUUUCCAUGUAUUUUCAAGUUGAACUUAAAAAGUUGAACAAAGUGUUGCUGUAUUGUGA
Melospiza georgiana is the source of this 4604-nucleotide messenger RNA. It is a transcript of the gene TMEM267, whose product is annotated as transmembrane protein 267. The transcript is spliced from 3 exons. NCBI's taxonomy places the organism in Eukaryota, Metazoa, Chordata, Aves, Passeriformes, Passerellidae. The record is from RefSeq and is a predicted model, not a curated record. Bases 156 to 815 code for a protein of 219 amino acids.